AAUGCUACUUAUCGUUUUUCUCUUUUGUCAAACUCUCCACUUUAGUUUUGAGAAACACAUAUAUUAAUGGCGUUUCAAACUCCCCCUAAUAUUGUCUUCACGGUGAGGAGGCGGCAACCGGAGCUUAUAGCUCCGGCAAAGCCUACUCCACAUGAGGUGAAACUUUUGUCUGACAUAGAUGACCAAGCUGGUUUACGUGCCCAAACUCCAUUCAUGCACUUCUAUCGUUCUGAGCCUUCAUUAAUGACAGGGAAGGACCCAGUCAAAGUGAUCAGAGAUGCAUUGGCUCAAACACUUGUGUUUUACUAUCCUUUUGCAGGAAGACUGAGGGAAGGUGAAGGUCGUAAACUUAUGGUGGAGUGUAAUGAAGAAGGCGUCAUGUUCAUUGAGGCUGACGCUGACGUCACUCUUCAACAGUUUGGUGAUGAUCUUCAACCUCCAUUUCCAUGCUUUGAAAACCUUCUUAACUCUCCUCCUGGUUCAGAUGGAAACCUUCACUGUCCCAUCUUGCUUAUUCAGGUAACACGUCUCAAGUGUGGUGGUUUCAUCUUUGGCCUUCGAAUGAAUCAUAGCAUGAGCGAUGGACCUGGCAUUGCGCAAUUCAUGAAAGCCCUCGCCGAAAUAGCUAACGGAGCAACUGAACCUUCGAUUCUACCGGUGUGGCACAGAGAGGUUCUAAACGCAAGAGACUCACCAAACAUUACAUGCACUCAUCAUGAGUACGAUGAAGUGGUCGGCGAUCCCAUCCCCAUCACUAACACAAUUCACCGUUCUUUCUUCUUCGGACCCACCGAUGUCUCAUCCCUCCGUAAAUUACUCCCCAACCACCUCACUUAUCAACCAACCUCAUUUGAUCUCGUCACGGCAUGUCUCUGGCGUUUUCGUACAAAAGCUCUACAGCUAGAUCCACAAGACGAUGUUCGACUCAUGUUCCUCGCUAAUGCACGCAUGGGACGUGAUAGAUUCAACCCUCCAUUACCAAAAGGUUACUACGGGAACGCUAUCGUGUUUCCGACAGCGGUUUCGACGGUCGGAAAACUCUCUGAGAGUCCGUUAGAGUAUGCGUUAGAGCUAGUUAGGGAAUCAAAGGAUGUAGUGAAUGGCGAGUACUUUCACUCUGUGGCUGAUCUUUUGGUGACUAGAGGACGACCUAGUUUUGCAACAGUGAGAUCGUUUAUAGUUGCAGAUUUUUCACGACUUGGAUUCAAAGAUGUUGAUUUUGGUUGGGGCAAGGCAGUGUAUGCUGGUCCUGCUUUGAGUGGACUUGGGACGUUUCAAGGAUUCACAUUUUAUGUUGGAUAUAGUAACUCUAAGGGUGAGGAAGGAAGAAUCGUACCUAUUUGCUUGCCACCAGAAUGUAUGGAAAAAUUUGCCAAAGAGUUGGAUCUCAUGCUUAACAAUAACGGUGCCUAAUUAAUCUUUCAUUGACGGUUAUAUGUAUUUUGUUGUUGUCUUUAUAUGUGUGUUUAUGGUUGCUGGUUAUUGCUUGUGUAUGGUCUAGUGGGUCAUCUAUAUAUGCUUGGUGAUUAAUAAAGCCUUCUCAUGUUUGAAUGGCACUA
Molecule: messenger RNA, 1559 nt
Organism: Prosopis cineraria
Lineage: Eukaryota; Viridiplantae; Streptophyta; Magnoliopsida; Fabales; Fabaceae
Product: benzyl alcohol O-benzoyltransferase-like
Exons: 2
Coding region: 67-1413 (448 amino acids)
Source: RefSeq, a predicted model, not a curated record